GAACCCGUGUUCAUAGAGACCACACUGAAAAAAAAAGAAGACGCUCUGGCAGAGGUCACUGUCAAAGUGCCAGUGUUACUCCCGGACAGGAUAUUGGCCUAUCUUUUUGAUACCGUGGGCAUUCGCAUACCGCAGUCUGCUUUAGCAAAGUAUUGGACCCAUUGCAAAGAAUUUAUGCCGUGGGGCCAAGAUUUGGACCUUGACGGGAGCCACGUUCCAUUAACAAUCUAUGGAGACACUGCGCGGUAUGGUACGGGGUUCGAUCAAUCCAAAGUGACAGGCUGCUUUAUGAGUCUGGUGCUGUGGCGGCCUAAAUCAACCAGGAUGAGUCAGUUCCUGCUCUGGAAUUUAGACGGGGAGCGUAGUUUGGGCUGGAAAAGCCACAACCCGCUAUAUCUGGCUGUUGUGAAGUCACUCAAUGCUGCCUUCGACGGGUUCUCAUUGGAAGGGGCACGGCUGAGUCACAGGUUUUGUGUCACUCAGAUCAAGGGCGAUUGGGAAUAUCAUUGGCAGACGUGGCGACUCAAAAACUAUUACAAAACUCGCUUUAUCUGCUGGCGGUGUAGUGCUGAGAACCACGCCAAUGCCACGCACUCGAUGACCGAUGUCAGCGAGAAUCCAUCUUGGCAAGCAACAGAAGUUUCGCAUAAUCAGUUUGUCGUCGAUGGAAUGCAGGUCCACUACUGGGCUUGCGAUCGUUCCACUUCUCAAUGUUAUGCCAUUGCAGUCUUCACAAUGUCAACCUUGGCUUGGCUCAGGAUGUUUCUGAUCGAGAAUGGCUACUUCGGGGACCCCAACCCAGACGUGAAUUCACUACAUCAGCUACUCGUGGUUUGGAAGCCUGAGAAACACGGUGCUCACAUGGCCCACAAAGGCUACAAUGGUCGUGUGAUAGCUAUGUGGCUUGGUAACUGCUUAGAACUGGCUGCAAGCCACACCACGAUGCCUUCUCGUGAAAUUGGCCAAUGGCUACGCAAGAAACAUGUUGAAGACGGGCACCCCUGGCCUGAUGAGAGACCUGAUGCUGACGAAAGAUUUCCUUUGAUUUGCCUUGCAAUGCUCCCUGGAUCCAAAGUUGUGGUGUGCUCGCAUUAA
Messenger RNA from Symbiodinium sp. CCMP2456, 1095 nucleotides. Lineage: Eukaryota; Dinophyceae; Suessiales; Symbiodiniaceae. The record is from the annotation of a GenBank genome assembly.